Messenger RNA from Effrenium voratum, 871 nucleotides. The record is from the annotation of a GenBank genome assembly. Lineage: Eukaryota; Dinophyceae; Suessiales; Symbiodiniaceae.
CGAACUAGGUCCCAACACAGGCAAAGCACUUGGUCCGCUUGCCAUGGGGUGUCGGGGCCGCGGCCCUGCGGCGGCCGAGCAUGAGCAGGCAGAUGCUGGCGCUCAUCUGCCUGGCCAGAUUGGACCCCCUCCAGGCCGCAGGGAACUGUGCGAAGCUCGCGGGCUGCAUCAACAUGGAAGGCGGAGAUCAGGUUCGGCCCAUCCUGACGGGCGAGCAGAGCUUCACCGAGGCUGACGGCAGCUGCACCUUCGGCCACGUGGCCCAGGACGCAGAGUGCAAGCCAGGCCCGGGGUGUGGCUACACGCUCUUCGAGUGCCUUUGCAUUAGCCGGGAGAUUGCAGAGAUGAACUCCCUGGGGGCGCGCCAGGCCCGGCUCCUUUGCGGCGCCGCGGCGGCCGUGGUGUCCUGCGGCGUGUGGCUCUGCGUCUUCUUGGCGAGACGCCCGUGCCAGCAUCGCGCCAGAAUCAUGCCGGGCGGUAUCUUCCCCGAGACCAUAGGCUCUUCGGAUCGCUUCACACCCGUCUGUGUGGAGCAGGCCCCGGUCAUAGCGGAGGAGAUGGCGAAGCAACCGAAGAAGUGGGAUAUGCUUACCUGGACAUUGGUGGGUGCUUUACCUGCCAUUUGCAUGGCCGUAGGCGUUGCCGUGAUCAUUUCCGGCCUGUCCAUUCAGGUUGGUGAGUACUACAAUGGCUGUCGCAUCUGAGAGCCGGUCAAUCAGACCAUCCUGCGAACAAUUCCCUGCAGCAGUUUCGAAGGGCCCGACUUGGCCCGGGUGGCGCACGUGUUGAGGCAACACCUCAGUUGAAUGUCCACCCGAAAGAACAAAACACCUUCCAGCCCAGCUGGAAAGGAGAAAACACAACGUCAUGC